Messenger RNA from Cotesia congregata, 2028 nucleotides. The record is from the annotation of a GenBank genome assembly. NCBI's taxonomy places the organism in Eukaryota, Metazoa, Arthropoda, Insecta, Hymenoptera, Braconidae.
AUGUCGAGCCCAAGAUCCCAAGGUUCUCCAGCGCGGUCAUACUCCAGCAGGUCCAGCGGCUCCAAGUCCAGGAGUCCAAGUCCAAGAUCAGCGUCUCCAGCAUCAAACGCAUCUAACGCUUCCGUACGCAGCCGCCAGAGUAACCACAGCAACCAUAGCCGCUCCAGCAGAGCAGCUUCUCCAGGAAGCAGACGGUCCUCACCCAAGAGUCACCACUCAAACUCCAGGUCCAGGUCCAGGUCCAGGUCCAGAUCCAGGUCUGCUUCUGCAGCGAGUAAUAAUUCAAACAAUCGCAGCUCUCGCAGCAGGUCAGCUACUCCCAGGUCCAGGUCAGGAAGUCCCAGGAAUGAUCAAGGAAGUCCUGGAAGCAAGAAGUCAAGGUCCAGAUCUGGAUCUAGGUCCAGGUCUGCUUCUCCAGGGAGUAAUAAAGAAGAUAGGUCUAGAUCUGGGACUCCUGGAAGUGCGAAAGGUAAUAGAUCACGUUCAGGAUCACCAGUAAGUGCAAAAGGUGAUAGAUCUAGAUCUGGAUCUCCAGGAAGUCCUAAAAAUAGAUCUAGAUCUGGAUCUCCAGGUAGUGUUAAAAACCAAAGAUCUAGAUCUGGAUCUCCAGAAAGUUCUAAAAAUAGAUCUAGAUCAGGUUCUCCCGGAAGUCCUAAAAAUAGAUCUAGAUCUGGAUCUCCAGGAAGUCCAAAAGAUCAAAGAUCUAGAUCAGGAUCUCCAAUUAGCAAGCCAAGAGGCUCAAAAUCUCCAGAAGGAGAAGCUAAAUCCGGCUACGACAGCGACGAAGAAGUCGCUAAGCGAAAACUCGCUGACCUGGAAACGACUGAGUCCGACGUGGAGGCAAAGAAAGCAAAGCGCCACCGAGCGUUGAUCGAUAGUGACUCUGAAGAAGAGACACCAGCGAAGACUGUGAAGCCAACAGCAGACGCGCUCUUUGGAGAUGCUUCGGACAUCAGCUCUGAUGAGGAGAAAAAGUCUCCCAAGUCGAGGUCGAGGUCCAGGUCCAGGUCUAGAUCCAAAUCCAAGUCCAAGUCUAAAUCCAGGUCCAGGUCUAGGUCCAGGUCCAGGUCCAGGUCCAGGUCCAGGAGUCGCAGCCGUGGGCGCAGCGAGGAGCGCCAAGAAGACCCGGAGGACAAGGAGAAGGAGGAUGAACCUGAACCUCCACCUGAGACCAGGAUUGAUGUCCUCAUUCCGAAGAUCACCACCGACCUCGGCAAGGAAAUUCACUUUGUCAAGCUUCCUAAUUUCUUGUCUGUUGAAACCCGGCCCUUUGAUCAUGAGACCUAUGAGGAUGAGAUUGAUGAAGAGGAGACCCUUGAUGAGGAGGGUAGGGCCAGGUUGAAGCUCAAGGUUGAAAAUACCAUCAGAUGGUCAGAUGGCAGCAUGAGUCUGCAUUUAGGUUCAGAAAUCUUCGACGUGUACAAACAGCCGCUGCAGGGUGACCACAACCACCUGUACAUCCGUCAAGGAACCGGUUUGCAAGGUCAAGCGGUUUUUAGAACAAAGUUGACCUUCAGACCGCACUCUACAGAUUCGUUCACCCACAAGAAGAUGACCAUGUCUUUGGCCGACAGGUCCCAGAAGCUCCAGGGAAUAAAAGUGCUCAGCACAGUGGGCCACAACCCGGACCAAAACAGGUACGAGCUCAUUAAAAAGGAAGAGGAGAAGCUCAGGAUGGCGCUGAAGAACCAGGGGAAGGCCAAGAAGACUGGAAGUGGCCGGGGUGCUGGCAGGAGCGCCAGCUAUGCUGCUGAUGCUUAUAAUGACGAUGGUUCCGAUGAUGAAGGCGCUAUUUCGCUGGCUGCUAUUAAAAGUAAACACAAAAAAGGCGGUGCUGUUGCUACUAAAGUGUCUGCAUCAAAUAUUUACUCGUCGGACGAAGAAGGGUCUGACUUUGAAACAACUAGACCUCGAAAAAGUGUCAAAGGCAAGGUAUUGAAGGAAUCUGAUGAAGAAUCUAAUGCUAGUUCUAAUAGUGGCUCUGAAAGCGGUGGAGAUAAUGAAAAGGCUGAUGCUGAUAGUGAUUAG